This is a messenger RNA of Candida tropicalis MYA-3404, 1884 nucleotides long. It is a transcript of the gene PGA38, whose product is annotated as Pga38p. The coding region runs from base 1 to 1884 and encodes 627 amino acids. The record is from RefSeq and is a predicted model, not a curated record. The transcript has a single exon. NCBI's taxonomy places the organism in Eukaryota, Fungi, Ascomycota, Pichiomycetes, Serinales, Debaryomycetaceae.
AUGAAAUCAAUUUUACCUUACUCAGUGUUAAUAUCCACUGCAAUUGCUGUUUCUUCAGAUUUAGAAACUAUUAGAUCAACAACAUUAUCUACACAUUCCGAUUGUUCUUCAUCCAUAUAUUCUUCAUAUCCUCCGGUGCUUCCAUCAGCUUCAUCUCCAUACUAUCAAAAUAGUACUGUUAUUUCAUCAUCUUCUAAUCCUGAAGUUGCUUUACAUUCUUCUUCUUCUGAUGUCGUAUUGCCUUCUUCUUCUUCUUCCGCUAGUGAAUCAGAUGAAAUAGUAUACGAAUAUGAAACUGAAACCGAUGUUGAUUAUGUUGAAAUUACAAGAACAGUUUGUGAUUCAGAUAAUAAAUGUCAUGUCACUACUGAUUUAGAAAGUUUAACUACUUAUACUACUACUGUUGAUGGUAUUUUAACUGUUAUUACUACUGUUGUCCCAGCCACCACUACUGCUUCUACUACAAAAACAUCAACUUCUGCUUCAGUUAAAGAAGAAUCUACUAAUGGUGGUUCUCUUGCUGGUCUUGGUCAAGGCGUUUCUGAUUCCACUUCAGUCGAAUCCUCCAUUGCUACUCCUGUUGAAUCUUCUGUUGUCACCUUGAUUGAAUCAUCUGUUGUUACACAUGCUGAAUCUUCUAUUGCUACUCCAGUCGAAUCUUCUGUUGUUACUCCUGUUGAAUCUUCUGUAACUUCAGUUGCGUCUUCAGUUGCUGCUCCAGUUGAAUCAAAAUCAGAAUCAAAUGAAAUUUAUUACGACUAUGAAACUGAUGUUGACUACGUUCACGUUACUAAAACCGUUUGUGAUUCAGAAAACAAAUGUCAUGUUACUACCGAUAUUGAAAGUUUAACUACUUACACAACUACUGUCGAUGGUGUUUUAACUGUUGUUACUACUGUUUGUCCAAUUUCAUCUACUCCAACUCCUGUUAUUACUACUCCUGGUGAAGAAGAAGAUGAAGAAACUGAAAUUCAUUCUACUGUUAUUACUGUCACUUCUUGUGCUGAUGAUAAAUGUUAUCAAACUGUUUACACUACUGGUGUUUCAGUUGUUACUGCUGAUACAACUACUUAUACUACUUUUGUUCCAUAUGUUACUGUCACAGCAAAGAAAUCAUCAUCUUCUACUACUACUACUACUACUUCAACUUCUGUUCCAAAUACACUUGCUGCUGUUCCAUCAAGCCAAGAAGAUGAAGAAAAAGCUUCAACUCAUAGUACCUUCGUAGAAACCAUUACUGAAGGAACUACAAAAGCCCAUACUGUUACAGGUGAACCAAAAACAACUACUGAAAUUAAAUCAUUAUCAACCGAAGAAACUGUUACUAAAUACGGUACUACUGUUCUUACUGUGACUUCUUGUUCAAAUGAUAAAUGUCAUGAAACUGAACAAACUACUGGUGUUAUAGUUUACACAAGUGAAGAAACUGUUUAUACCACUUAUUGUCCAAUUUCAUCAAUUCCAACUUCAUCUCCAACUCCAUCAACUACUACCACAAGUACUACUAAACAAGAAGAAGAAACUGUUGAAACUACUACUGCUACCACAAGUACCACUAAACAAGAAGAAGAAGAAACUGUUGAAACUAAAGUUGCUACUACAGAAUCCAUUAAAGGUGUUGAAUCUGAAACUCCAGAAACUACAAUCAAACCAUCCAGCUCUUCUUCUUCAAGUUCAAGUACUAAACCAGCUACAGUUAAUGUUAUUACUGAUAAUAUUGUUACUGAAACUCCAAGUGUUGAACAAAUUUCAAGUAUGUCAACAGUACCAAUUGCUUCAGUUUCAAGUUAUGCCGUAAGUACAUAUGAAGGUAUUGCUGCUGGAUUAACUUCAAGCACAAGUGCUCUUGGAUUAAUUGUAUCUUUUAUCUUGUUUAUGAUCUAG